Molecule: messenger RNA, 1050 nt
Organism: Myxocyprinus asiaticus (Chinese sucker)
Lineage: Eukaryota; Metazoa; Chordata; Actinopteri; Cypriniformes; Catostomidae
Gene: asgrl1
Product: asialoglycoprotein receptor-like 1
Exons: 8
Coding region: 146-862 (238 amino acids)
Source: RefSeq, a predicted model, not a curated record
GAGAGAAAAAAAACGUUGGGACAACAGAAGAUUUUGCUCUCGGAAAUGGAACUGUUGCGUAAGAGCAGAAUGACAGAGAACAAUCAUCAGGGCACUGAGAGCAGCACAAGAGGGAGAGCCGACAGAAACCAUCACUUUAAAGAUCAUGGAAUCCAUAACAUAUGACCGGUUUAGCGCAUCUGAGACAGAAAUUAAUCAUAUUGGUCCAAAAAUAUUUCAUGCACCAGGUAGACAGAACAGAAAGAUGUACAUAAUGUAUGGCGUUCUCGUCCUGUAUUUGUUUAUACUGACGCUGGCUGUUGGAAUUAAAAUCUCUCAGGUCAGCCAAGAGAUAGAUGAUGUUACGCUUUCUCUGAAAACCAUUGGGGCUUCCAUUGAAGGGGCCCCUAAUCUUCUGCAAUUUGAAAAUGCUCAUUUUUCUGAGCGUACAAUGCCUGUGCAAGGGCUGUGUGAAAAUGACUGGGUGUUCUAUAAAGGCUCGUGCUACUUUGAGUCCACCAGGGCAAAGAACUGGCAAAACGCUGAGGACAACUGUGUCCAGAAAAAAACACACUUAGUUGUUGUUAAUGACUCGGAUGAGCUUGAAUUCCUGUCUUCAAUCUUGAAGACGUCUGACAGCUACUGGAUAGGACUUACUGAGAAAGAAGAGGGAAAGUGGUCCUGGGUAGAUGGAACAGACUUUAACACUACUGAACACUUCUGGGACAUUGGUCAACCAGAUGACUGGGAUGUCCGUGUGAAUGGUGAGGAUUGUGGGCAGCUUCACGGACGGAAGCGCAUAAACAAAUGGAGAAUGUGGAAUGAUGCAGACUGCACACUCUUUCACCAUUUCAUCUGUGAGGGCAAACCCAAGAGCCAUUGACAAAAAAAAAAUGAACCUUUAAUACAACUGAAGUUUUAUCAUUUCUACCAUGAAUUUAAGAAACUACUUUCCAUGCAGGCUGUCUGAAAUAUGUAUUGUUUGUUUAAUGAGAGCUGAUAUUUAGAGUCAAUAAUGGUAAAUGUAAAAGGACGUAACCUGCUUAAAGACCCCAUAAAAUCAUAAUAAGA